Saccostrea cuccullata (small rock oyster) is the source of this 3424-nucleotide messenger RNA. Its product is annotated as splicing factor 3B subunit 2-like. NCBI's taxonomy places the organism in Eukaryota, Metazoa, Mollusca, Bivalvia, Ostreida, Ostreidae. Gene Ontology annotation, cellular component: nucleus; U12-type spliceosomal complex. The transcript is spliced from 23 exons. The record is from RefSeq and is a predicted model, not a curated record.
UCGAGAUGUUAGAAAUAUUAAUUGAACAACAUGGAGUCGCUUCCCGAUAACAUCGAAGAAUAUAAAAAGUUUAAAGUUGUAGAAUUGAAGGAAAUAUUAUCAGGAGUUGGACUUCCAGUUAACGGAUUGAAGGCUGAUUUGAUCGAAAGACUUUACAAUUAUAAAGUUGAGACUUCCCAAAAUAUUAAGAAAGAGGGAGAAAGAACAGAUGGCAACUAUGAGGAUGUUGAAGAGCCUCCACCAGGGCAGCCCACCCCUCCCCAGCCAGCUGGUCAAACAGCCCCUCCCCCACCAGCAGGUCCACCCCAGAUGAUACCGGGACCCCCGAUGGGAGGGCCUCCCCCUCGACAGCCAUUCCAAGGAGCACCCCCUCCAGGUCCUCCAAAGCCUGCAGAUAAUCUAGAUUCAGACUCGGAGUUCCAGAGGAAGGUUGCCAUACAGACACAACUAAUUAAUGAGGAGGAGCAGAAACAGAAGGAGGCAGCAGCCCUGGCCCAGCAGGCCAUCCUGAUGAGUCAGCGAGGGGGGCCUUCUUCUGGCCCCGUCCCUCCCAGCGGUGACCUGAUGGAGAAGGUCAGACAACAGCAGGUCAUGAUUGAGAUAGAGAAACAACAGACAAUGAGGCAGAUGCAAGAACAGGCAAUAAAUCAAGCAGAACAAGAUCGCCGUAUGAAGGAGGCAGAACUUCUGCGUCAGCAACAGAUUGCCCUGAUGGAAGCCCAGAGAGAGGCUCAGGAAAAACGCAUCCAGGAGCAACAGCAACAACAGCAACAGCAGCCACCAGUUCCUCCCAUGCAUGUUGCUCCCCCACAGCCACCCAUGCAGCCAGCAGUGGUUCCCCCUCCCCCAGGAAUGAUGGCACCUGCCCAGCCAGUGCCCCCUCAGCAGGGAGCUGUUCCUAUGAACAUCCAGGGACAGGGUGGUAUGCCCCAGCCCCCAGCCAGCAUGCCACCACAAGUUCCAAUGCAGCCAGCACCAGGAAUGCCCCCACAAGGUGGAAUGCCCCCACAAAGUGGAAUGCCCCCACAAAGCGGAAUGCCCCCACAAAGUGGAAUGCCCCCACAAGGUGGAAUGCCACCACAGGUCCCCAUGACAGCACCAUUGGUACCACCUGGUACUAUAGCACCACCACAAAGGCCUCCUGUGGCUCCAAUGCCAAUGAUGCCAGCUGGGGCUCAGCAAGGCAUUCUUCCUCCUGGGACCCAGACAGUGCCCCCGGGGACACAAAUUCCUGUCUCUCACCCUCCCAUGCACCAGGGACCCCCUCCACCUGGCACUCAGCCAGUGUCUUCUCAACCAAAACCCCCAGAGCGACCCCCAGCUUCUGCCCCUUCAGAGGAGAAACUACCUCCUCCUCAGCUGGAAUCCGGAUCCUCCAAAGAAAUCAAAUUGCCACAAGCCUUGGAGAAAGUGUUAGCUUUUAAAGAUGUCAGGGCACAGGAAGUGGGUGUUACCCACGAGGAAAUCGAACAGAUGAACACACCCAUGGAACGUGAUGCAGAUGAUGAAGAUGCUAGUGAGGAUGUGGGGUAUGGAACAUAUGACAUGGAUGAAGAGGAUGAAGAAGCCACCAAAACGGGUGGUGCUAAAGAGUCCAAGAACAAGAAAAAGAAGAAGAAGAAAAAGAAAGCCAAGAAGAACCGCCUAAUGCAGCAGCAACAACAAGAACAGGUGGAGAGGCCCGACGAGGAUGUACAUUUAAUUUUUGUUCCAGAACAGCUUGUUGACCAAACUUGCAUCCAACUGAUCCAAAUGCACUUCACUUUUGCAAAAAUUUUUGAAGCCUUCAAGAUCUCAGAGGAAAAGAAGGAUGAUAAAUGCUGACUGAAAAAGAUGAAAUGACCAAGGAAGAACCUGCGAGAAGAUGGGAAAGUGACAUCGAUUAAAAAAAAUUGACCAAACCCAAGAUGACCAUUCAUGGAGAUCUGUAUUAUGCGUAGGUUGUCAGUGAAACAACUGGUCAGUCGGCCAGACGUGGUGGAGAUGCACGAUGUCACCGCCCAGGACCCCCGUCUCCUGGUCCACCUGAAGGCCACGAGGAACACUGUCCCCGUACCCCGCCACUGGUGCUUCAAAAGGAAGUAUCUCCAGGGCAAAAGGGGUAUUGAGAAACCUCCAUUUGAAUUACCUGAUUACAUUAAGGCAACUGGCAUAAUGGAGAUGAGAGAGGCUCUUGCUGAAAAGGAGGAUCAGAAGAAUUUGAAGGCCAAGAUGAGGGAGAAGGUGCGACCAAAGAUGGGAAAGAUUGACAUCGAUUACCAGAAACUUCACGAUGCUUUCUUCCGCUGGCAGACCAAACCCAAGAUGACCAUUCAUGGAGAUCUGUAUUAUGAAGGAAAAGAAUUUGAAACCAGACUUAAGGAGAAAAAGCCAGGGAAUCUCUCAGAUGAGCUGAAAACUGCUUUAGGAAUGCCACUGGGUCAUAAUUCUGAGAAGUUUCCUCCUCCCUGGUUAAUUGCCAUGCAGCGAUACGGACCUCCCCCUUCAUAUCCCAACCUGAAGAUACCCGGACUGAGUGCACCCAUACCUGAGGGUUGUUCAUUUGGAUACCAUGCAGGUGGUUGGGGUAAACCACCGGUUGAUGAAAAUGGUAAACCACUGUAUGGUGAUGUGUUUGGAACACAAAGUUCAGAAUUCCAGACUCCAGUACAAGAGGAGGAAAUAGACAAAUCUCUGUGGGGAGAAAUGGAGGAGGAGUCUUCCUCAGAAGAGGAGUCAGAGGAAGAAGAAGAAGAGGAGGAGGACACCUCAGGAUUGGUUACUCCAGGACCAGAGGGUCUGGUGACUCCCAGUGGAAUAACCUCUGUACCUAUGGGAAUGGAGACCCCCGAUAUGAUAGAACUGAGGAAGAAGAGGAUAGAGGAUGCCAUGGAUCAGGGAGGGGAAACACCGGCUCUCUAUACCAUCUUACCCGAGAAAAAAGCAGCAGUGGGUGGAGCUAUGAUGGGAUCCGCCCACGUAUAUGACACAACAGCUGUAACAGCUGGUAAGAAAGACAAGCCAGGUACAGAGGGUAUAGAGGUGGCCUUGAAUCCCGAGGAGUUAGACCUGGACACUGCUGCCAUGCAGGCUAAGUAUGACCAGACAAUGAGGGAGCAGCAGUCCCAGCUGGAGAAGGAGGAUCUCAGUGAUAUGGUGGCUGAACACGCAGCCAAACAAAAGAAAAGAAAGAAACAACAACAGGAUGGUGGAAAAGCAGCGAAAAAAUACAAGGAGUUCAAGUUCUAGUGGACUAGUGCUUUAUAUUGACCAUUUACUGUUGUCUUGUGAUCACAAUCAUUGUCGGAAAUUAAUUUCAAGGACAUUAUAUCAUUCACAUCAGCCAUGUUUUUCAGAUAUAGGGAUUUGAAAAAAAUCAUGAAUUUUACUUCAUUUUCUUUGUAUAUUGUACAAAAAAUGUGGGAAUACAUUUUUUAAAAUUUCA